Messenger RNA from Chroicocephalus ridibundus (black-headed gull), 3008 nucleotides. It is a transcript of the gene CCDC170, whose product is annotated as coiled-coil domain containing 170. The record is from RefSeq and is a predicted model, not a curated record. The transcript is spliced from 11 exons. Bases 19 to 2196 code for a protein of 725 amino acids. NCBI's taxonomy places the organism in Eukaryota, Metazoa, Chordata, Aves, Charadriiformes, Laridae.
GGCACCGCGACGGCCGUCAUGAGCCGCGGCGCCAGGGCUGGGCCCCGCUCGGCCUCCGCCGCCCCUCGGCUGGCUGACAGGGGCAGCGGCGCGGCGGCCGAGGAAUCUCAUGAUCGCGUUCUCUUGGAUAUUCCUGUCACUAGAGAGCAGAUGAAUCACUAUCGAGCUGCAGCUGAAACUGCUCAAAGUGAACUUGCAGCACUUUCAGUGAAGUAUGAUUGUGCCCAGUCAGAGCUUCUUGAACUCAGGUCCAGAAUGGUCUCUAAAGAAGCCUCUUUUCAAGAGCUGAAGGCUAGAGCUGAAAGCUACAAGGAAAACAAUGCUAGACAGAUGUCUCGCCUCCUGUCUUUGCAAACCCGAGUUCAGGAGAUGGAGGAAGAGGCAUGUGUGCUCACCAGUUCUAAAAAUCAGGCUGAACUGACAGCUCAGGCAGCAUUCAAAGAAAAUGGGGAGCUGAAGGAGGAGCUUCAUGAACAAAAUGCCAAACUUAAUAAAUAUUUGAAGGAGUAUGAAGAAAGCAGGACUCAAGCUUCUAAAACCAGCAGAAAGUAUGAAGAGCUCCUUACACAGCUUUCUGGAUUCUUGGACACAGACAUCAGUGAAAAAGAGAAACCACAGGAACAUUUAAUGUCAAAGGUCUCUGAAAUAUGUAAAGAAAAUCUGACACUAAAAGACCAGGUUGCUGCUCUUCAAGAAGCUAUCAACAUCCAUGAGAUGGAGUCCAAAGCUAGUAGAGAAACUAUCAUGAGGCUUGUUUCAGAAGUGACCAAGGAGCAGAAAAAGGCAUCAGAAUACUAUCAAGACAUGGAAAAACUUAGUAAGGAUCUUGACAGUGCUACCAUAGAAAGACAGAGUUUGGAGAAGAAGAUCAGAAACCUCCAAGAUAAACUGAGUGCUAAUCAGAAAGCUUUGGAUGCCUCGAAGCUGGAACUGCACGAUCUGAAGAAAUCUUCCAGUGAGCUGGGUGGAAGCUUGAAGAGCAGCAGAGAAGAGGCCAGGACUGCUCAGAGCUCUUUAGAGGCUUUUAAAGAGCAAAUUGCUACCCUACUCUGUGGUGGAUCUGCAAAAGUUAAACCUUCCGAGAAGGCCAUUUUGGAGAGGAUCCAAGAAAUAAAUUGCAAAGAGCAGAGUAAAGAAAUAAUGGUAUCUCAGCUUGAAACCCAAAUAGCUAAAUUGACUGAAGCUUUGGAAAAUCAGACAAGACUGUAUCAAGAAGCUCUGGAGAGGAGCAGGAAAGCUGAAAAAUCUUCUGAAACUUUCCAGGAUCAACUGAAACACUUGGAAGAGGAAUUACUGUCCGUAGAUCUGAUGCAAGAUGGUUUGAAGCUUGAGAAGCAAAAAUAUCUGAAAUUUCUGGAGCAACUUAAUGAGAAGAUGAAGCUGGAUAGCCUAGCAGCAGAGGUUGGAUUUGAUAUGAAUGUGGAUGCGAUUCUAGCCCGGGUAGAGCAGUUAGUGAAACUGGAAGGUGAUGCAGUGAUUGAAAACAAGACAAUGGCAUAUAGCCUAAGAAGGAAGUUGAAGACUCAGAAAGAAAAACUUGAAAGCAAAGAGCUGCACGUGAACCUUCUGCGUCAGAAAAUAACCCAGCUGGAAGAAGAGAAGCAAGUAAGGUCUGCCUUAGCUGUGGAGAGGGAUGAGGCCAAUCUCGCUGUCAGAAAGUUACAGAAGAUGAUGGAGAGGCUACAGAAGCAGCUUAAUCUGGCAAGGGAAACAAAUACUGAUCUCAAAGCCAAGCUGUCUGAAACCAAUGAACUUAAGAUCAAAACUUUGGAGCAGAACAGAACAAUAGAAGAACUCAAUAAGUCUCAAGGCAAAUUGGAAAGAAUGAAAGAAAAGGCUGAGAAACAACUUACUUCUGUCAAAUCAGAACUUCUUUUAAAGGAGCGUAAAGCUGCUGAAGACAAAGAAAAAACCAAAAAUACGUUAGAAUCAGUUACCAGUGAGAUGAAGAUGCUUAAAACAACCCUUGCAGAAUUGGAAAAAAGAGAGAGACAGCUGGCAGACUUCCGAGAGGUCGUCUCGCGGAUGCUGGGCCUCCACACUGCCAGCCUGGCUCUUCCUGACUAUGAAAUCAUUACACGUCUUGAAGGGUUGAUUCGCUCUCAUCACCACCACUACUUCCCCUGUGUCUGCCUCAAAGAUGUGACAAGGGCACCAGAGGAACACUCACCAAGAAACAUACAGCUUCUUCACUGAAACACGCGUAUUGUAAGGAGACAGAACGAAGUAAAAUUUUUUUUUUUAGUGCUCCCCUACCUGCUAGACAUGCAUAGAAAACAGAUAUUUAUUUCUGUUCCUUGCUCUACAGAUACCGUCUUGGGCUGAUUUUUAGUGUUUCAGUAGGGAGACUGAGCUGAAUGGAUAGAGUAAAGCCAGCAGCCUAGAGACAGCAAACAGAAAAUCCCUGGGCAGCAUAGUACUUCUGGUAUGAAAAUGAUUGGCAAUACGUGAACAAUGUAUAGCCCUUCAUUUUCAUUGCAGAGGCACUGAAGGUAUGAGCCACCGGAGGUCAGUUCACAGUCUUGGGAAGUACUUGGUAAUGAGCGUCAGCUUCAGUAACAUUCCUUGUGUUUUGCCUCUGGGUGACAGGGAUGAAAUAAAAUGGGGGUUGUCCUGCUGCUGUUCCACUUGCAAAAUGGACCUCUCUGCAUUUUUACACAUGAGGACUUGAGCUUCAAGAGAGUCAGCUGAAAGUUAGAUAGAGGACUGUCACAAUUUUGGAACAAGGGAUUUUUUUUCUUCUUCUCUUGUUUUCCUCAGUCCGCUCUUGUGCCAAAACAAAAAGUUAUGCUUUUUCAGCAAAGGCUCUUUCACAGGCUUCAGCCAUGUGCCUGAUGUAGAUAUAUUUGGUAAAAUUGCAUGUUGUCCUUGGUCAUGGUGCCUUGAAAAUUUUUCUUCUGGCUCCUGUAUUCUUUGGGCAGUUAAUCCGUAGGCCAAAUGAGGGGCACAUCUGAGUUAGUAACAAGUUACUUUAAAAUGCUUAUCCGCUACAGAAAAUAGUUGAAUUA